Messenger RNA from Dermacentor andersoni, 2307 nucleotides. RefSeq lists its product as uncharacterized. The record is from RefSeq and is a predicted model, not a curated record. Lineage: Eukaryota; Metazoa; Arthropoda; Arachnida; Ixodida; Ixodidae.
GCAGGGCAGGUCGAGGUGGGGCAGCAUGGGAGAUUGCAAAUGCGAUUAGGCGUUCAAAAGUGUCACGUGUUCAGAAAGACGUCGCAUCGGGCGCCGAGUGAAGAGGAGAGCUGGGCCCGAAAGAAAUGUCGAGCGGAGCGGAAACAUCGGCCGAUAUGCGCAACGAAGCACGCAAAGCGUGGUCGGCGUGGAACCAGCGGUGGAACGCGAGCGCACGUGGGCUUGUAAACGAGCAGCGUCGAUGUGGCGGUGACGAACACCCGAGUAUCGUCGUGAACGUAUAUACCGGCCAGAACGGACGUCGUACGCAGUGGUGCGCCAGAUGGUGCAGCAGUGGCGCCAGGCGUACAGCCAGCUGCGGUUCGAGCACCAGCGGCAGCGCGACGAGCUCGUGCACCUGGCCAUGCACGAGCGGCUCUCCGAGGACAACGAGAAGCUGCUGCGCCGGGAGAACGGCGCGCUCAAGCAGGCGCUCGCCGAGCAGGCCGACGCGGCCGGGAGGCUCAGGCGGCUGCGCGCCGAGCAUGAGGCACUGCGUGAGGACCUGGACGACGCGCGGGCCUCGCUGUGCGCCGGGUCGCUCGAGCACGAGGCGCGGCAGGCCGAGCUGCGCCGCCAGCUCGACGCCGAGAGCCGGGGUCGACGCGAGGCCCAGCGCCGGCUCGACGCCGAGGCGGCCGCGGCCGCCAAGCUGCGCGAGGAGCUCGAGGCGAGGGGCGCCGAGAACGCGCUGCUGGCCGCCGAGCUCAGGGAGUGCCGCGAGCGGCUCGAGGCGAAGGAACAGGAGUACCGCUGCCAGCUCAUCGCGACCAAGUUGGAACGCGACGAACAGGUCGCGAGGCUCGAGGGUCGCCUGCAGCGCCUCCAGACCUCGGGCCACGACGCCUGCCGCCAGCAGUGCGCCGCGCUGCAGCAGGAAUUGGAGCGAGCGCGCAGCGAGCUCGCCCGACGCCAGGUCGAUCCUGUUCCGGCGGAAGAGCCCAGCGCGUCGUCGCCUUCGCCGUCGUUGCGGAGGGCGGCCGCCGAGGACGCAGGGUCCGCCGAGGGCACGGAAGCGCAGGAACGCGCCGGAAACAGCGUCAAGCAGAAUACGUGGCCAGAGGACUUCGGCAGGUUUUGGCGCGAGGACGUCCAGGGCUGCAGUAGGGGCACGGACUCAGCCGCGGCUCGCACCGCGAGCCGCAGCACGUCCCUCGAGGCAGCGGCAGCGGCAGCACCCGGCGACACCUACGGAAGGCGUGGUGCCGGCGUCCCCGCGUCGUCGUUCGGUCCCGAGAAGAUCUCGAUUCGAGCGAGGGCCGGCGACGAUCGGGGGCCCGUCAGCGACGAAACCGUGGACUCCACCCACUGCAGGGCUCGAAGCGCGCGCGACUUGGUCACGGCCAGCGGGCCCGAACGCUUGGCUGCUGCCGGGUCCCCCGCCGAGGGCGGCGCGGGGUCGAACGCGGCGAGAACCCCUCUGAGGGUGAGCGACAUCAUAAAGAAGGCGGCGGGACGGCGUGGCAGAGGACCGGCCCCCGCGAAAGAGGACGCCGCUCGGCGUCCCGCCCUCGACGUCGGUGCAGACCACGUCGUCAGCGACUCGGACCCGGAGGCGGCGGCGGACGACGACGGUGAAGGCCCAGGUAGCGACCUGGGCGUUAUGAUUCCGGCGACCCCGCCGACUUCGCCGAAGCAGCAGAAGAAGCGGAGGCUGUGCAUCGAGGUCGACGACAUGAUCUUCGUCGACGCCUAGCUAUCAGGCCCUCUGUACAUACCUCUUGCCUAGGGCGAUUGGAUCCUUAGCCGAGAGGCGGUAUCUACUUAGCUCAUUACCGUUAUUGUUUUGCUAUUUAUGUUUGAGACGCCCGUAAGGCUAGCGACCGGCAUUUCGGAACAGAGACGCGAGCAGCACAACAUGGGACCACGUAUUACCUACAUUAUUCUAUACAGCGUAAAAAGCAAUAUUCGUUACUUUAUUUUAUUCACUAUGUUAAUGAUAAUUUAUUGUUUUUAGUGUUUAUUAUUAUUAUCUUUUUUUUUUUUUUUUGCGCAGGCACGUAUACUGUAUUGCCUAAAGUUCAAGCGGGGCAGGCGGCGGCGGCGGCCCAAACACACGUUGGGCUUGCGUUGUGGUAUAAGGUAAACUGACUUUGCGUCCUUACAGACUUCAAAUAAAUGUGCCUCCAUUAAUGUGUCUCGUCCGUCAGAACAGUGAAAUGGCUCAGCCAGACUGUGGUCGUCUUGUUCCGACACGAAAGUAUACACCGAUAUGCAGCUUUACAGCCGCGUCACAUCAACUUCAUAGAACUCCUCACCUCACUGCGA